CUGUCAGAAGCUCGCGUGCGGAAGAGCCGCAAUAUUUUUUUAACUUCUUCUAGUUAGUUGUCUCCGCUUGCAAGGAACAAGAUCUGUAUUCAGCUCGGACAUGUGGAGUUACGAGGACAGCUCUCAUAAAACGCCAAUGAUCCUAUUUAGCUGUUAACCCUCGGUAAACUGAAACACCUCGGUGUUGGAGCACUAAGUUAGCUAAGAUAUUUUGUAAAUCACAGAUUAAGACUCAGAUUAGUCAUGAAGUACGGGACAAGCAGGAGACACUGGAGGUGGUUACUAGUCUGUCUGACACUGUCACUGAUGAAAAGUGGAGCAGCAAAUCCAGACGCCAAGAGACUUUACGAUGACUUAAUAUCUCGCUACAAUAAACUAGUCCGACCAGUCCUCAACGUCAGUGAAGCCCUAACCGUGAACAUCAAACUCAAGUUGUCUCAACUGAUUGAAGUGAAUCUAAAAGAACAAAUUAUGACCACUAACGUAUGGGUUCAACAGUUCUGGGAGGAUUACAAACUUCGCUGGGACCCGAGAGAAUAUGGCGGGGUGGACAUGCUCCACGUGCCUUCGGACCAUAUCUGGAAACCUGACAUUGUUUUAUAUAACAAUGCCGACGGAAACUUUGAAGUUACUCUAGCCACCAAAGCUAUGGUUAAUUUCCAAGGGUUCAUUGAGUGGAAGCCUCCCGCCAUAUACAAAAGCUCGUGCAUUAUUGACGUGGAGUACUUUCCAUUCGACGAGCAAACUUGCGUGAUGAAGUUUGGUUCUUGGACCUACGACGGAUUUAAGGUGGACCUCCGACACGAUGAAGAGGUUCCUGGAACUAACCUUGUGGAAAUUGGAAUCGAUCUCAGCGACUUCUAUUUGAGUGUGGAGUGGGACGUUCUGGAGGUCCCUGCUGUUCGAAAUGAGAAGUAUUACACCUGCUGUGAGGAACCUUACAUUGACAUCACCUUUAACAUCAGCAUGCGGCGGAAGACAUUAUUCUACACUGUCAACCUGAUCAUUCCCUGCAUGGGGAUUUCGUUCCUUACAGUAUUAGUGUUCUAUCUUCCUUCGGACAGCGGUCAGAAGGUUACACUGAGUAUUUCCAUCCUGUUGGCUCUGACACUGUUCUUCCUCCUGCUGGCAGAAAUCAUUCCUCCAACUUCACUCACUGUCCCAUUGUUAGGCAAGUACUUACUGUUCACUAUGAUACUCGUAACCCUUUCUAUAAUAGUGACGGUUGUGGUACUCAAUGUCCAUUUUCGCACCAGUACCACUCAUCGCAUGAACCCCUGGGUGAAGCGCGUCUUCAUGCAGAUGUUACCCCGUCUUCUGCUCAUGCGCAGACCCUCGGAUACCGCUUCUGAGCCUCGGAAGGUGAUGGUUCGCACUUGCAAUGGCACAGAACUCAAAGAUUACAACUCUCAAAACGAGCCAUACAGUAGAAGACAAAGCUUUGAUGCCGAAUACGGGUCCGAGAUGAACUACCCGGCGUGUAGAAUUCAUGGUAACAGUGGACACUCGCAUGAGGCAAUGUCCACUCCGAUGACGUCCGAACAAGCCACGAUGCAGGAACAUGAAGGAUGUUCAGGACCAAAACUAUUACAUUUCUGUCCAGAAUUUGAAAGAGCAAUGGAUUCGGUACAUUACAUAGCUGACCACACGAGAAGAUAUGAGGAACACAUAAGCGUAAGUUCGAAGACUGCUUUAUGUAUGUUUACGUAAUGAUAAGCAGUGAUAGGAAAUUAUGGUAUGGUCAAGCCCUCUUACAUACAUCGUUUUAAAUUGU
This is a messenger RNA of Limulus polyphemus (Atlantic horseshoe crab), 1774 nucleotides long. RefSeq names its product acetylcholine receptor subunit alpha-like. Gene Ontology annotation, biological process: nervous system process; monoatomic ion transmembrane transport; signal transduction. NCBI's taxonomy places the organism in Eukaryota, Metazoa, Arthropoda, Merostomata, Xiphosura, Limulidae. Gene Ontology annotation, molecular function: acetylcholine-gated monoatomic cation-selective channel activity; transmembrane signaling receptor activity. The record is from RefSeq and is a predicted model, not a curated record. The transcript is spliced from 6 exons. The coding region runs from base 244 to 1710 and encodes 488 amino acids. Gene Ontology annotation, cellular component: neuron projection; postsynaptic membrane; synapse.